Phragmites australis (common reed) is the source of this 1764-nucleotide messenger RNA. RefSeq lists its product as uncharacterized. The record is from RefSeq and is a predicted model, not a curated record. Gene Ontology annotation, biological process: regulation of DNA-templated transcription. The transcript is spliced from 5 exons. Gene Ontology annotation, molecular function: DNA-binding transcription factor activity. NCBI's taxonomy places the organism in Eukaryota, Viridiplantae, Streptophyta, Magnoliopsida, Poales, Poaceae. The coding region runs from base 202 to 1272 and encodes 356 amino acids.
UUGUUUCUCUCCUUCAUCUCACCACCACACGAUUUCUCUCCGUUCUCCUCCCUCUCCGUCUCUCCCUCCCCUCCCCUCCUCUUGAACCCUCCACGGAAAAAAAAAACCCGAACAAUUCGAGAUUUGUAUUAAGGUCUCGGUUGCUGCUGACCGGGAGGGUGAUUGGAGGAGUAGCGGCCUAAUUGUUUGGUCCACGGCACGAUGAUGGUGAACGCGAAGCUCCAGAAGCAGGCGCCGCUGCCGCCGCGCAGCCCGUUCCCGACGGUGGCGGCGGCGCCGUCACAGUACGCGGACCACGGCCUGAUCGCCCGGACGCAGGGCGCCUCGCACCACCGGCAUGCUCAUGGGCACGGGCACGGGCACGGGCAUCACCAGCGCACGUCGUCGGAGAGCUUCAUAGAGGAACAGCCGUCGUGGCUCGAUGACCUUCUCGACGAGCCCGAGACGCCGGUGCGGCAGCACGGUCGGGCCGGGCACCGCAGGUCGUCGAGCGACUCCUUUGCUCUGCUCGAUGGAGGUGCUGCCGGUGCCGGUGCUUACGCCAAUGGCUUUGAGGCGAUGGGUGUAGGAGGUGGGCAGGCUGCGCCAUGGGGCGGUGUGCAGGACUACUACGCCAAGCCAGGCCCGUUUGGGAGGCCACAGGGCCGGCCAUGGGAGCAAAGCAUGCCGAAUUUGGUGGGUUACAGGCAUGGUGGUUGCCCAUCAGUGCCGGCGAAAGAGAAGGUUGGUGGACAUCAUGGGCCACCGAACGCAUUGAGGGAUCGUGACCAUGGCAUGGACAAGAGAGCUCCUGACGAGGCAGGGCAUGAUCAAAAGGUUGGGGUGAAGGAGGGUGUGCCGCCGAAGUAUGCACAGUCAGAGGCGGACACCAAGCGUGCUAAACAGCAAUAUGCUCAGAGGUCCCGUGUCCGGAAGCUCCAGUAUAUUGCAGAGCUUGAGAGAAAAGUCCAGGCAUUGCAGUCAGAAGGGAUAGAAGUGUCUGCUGAAUUGGAGUUUCUUACCCAACAGAAUAUUAUGCUUGACCUGGAAAAUAAAGCCUUGAAGCAAAGGCUGGAGAGUAUAGGACAGGAGCAACUAAUUAAACGCUUUCAACAGGAGAUGUUUGAGAGGGAAAUUGGUCGUCUCAGAUCACUGUAUCAGCAGCAGCCACAGCCUCCUGCUCAUGUUCGUAGUAACAGCAGAGACCUCGAUUCCCAAUUUGCUAACUUGUCUCUGAAACACAAAGAUCCCAACUCGGGACGAGACACUCUUUCCAGGCCUCUUCGUACUUAGUUCUUUUCAGCCUUUUGUUCUUGUGGAUUCCGCACCAGUUGCCACCACACUGGCCGUCAUCUGCCUCAAGAAAGGAGAAGUGCACUUGGAAUGAGUGAAUAACAUCGGAAAUGCUAGCAACUAUGGAUCUGAUCCUUAUUCUUUCGAGAUAUGCACCUGGCGGUCAUCCUCAGCUUGCGUCCAUUGUUGAUGUCGACCAGUCGGAGGUGUUAGGAUUUCUUUUUAGCUAGAUGCUUUUCUAGCAUCAUUGUACCAUUUCGGAUGCUAGGGUUCUAAUUUGUUCCUAUUCUCUUUGUUUCCUGCAAUGCGUCCUUCAUGCAUCUUAGCCAUGUUUGGAUUAGUCUACCGUAUCGAUGGAAUGUGGAGCACUAGUCAGCAUUUGAUAAGAUGCUUUGGAAAUGUGCCACAUCCUCGACAAGUGUAGGUUGUACUAUUUUAUUAUUUAUCGGUACUGAAUAAGCUAGUGCAAAUGAAGUUUUAGCGUUCUUCAGA